Messenger RNA from Lodderomyces elongisporus, 2175 nucleotides. RefSeq lists its product as uncharacterized. Bases 1 to 2175 code for a protein of 724 amino acids. The record is from RefSeq and is a predicted model, not a curated record. The transcript has a single exon. Lineage: Eukaryota; Fungi; Ascomycota; Pichiomycetes; Serinales; Debaryomycetaceae.
AUGGUGGUUGGGUAUUUGUUAUCAGGGGUAAUAAACAGAAUCCCAAUUGUAAACAAACUAAACGUAUCACCAUCUACUGAAGGACAAGUUUCGUCUGAGAUCUUGGAAGGAGAAGAAUCAAGUGUGCAGGAACCUUAUACACCACUGCAAUCGCAUUCUGAUCGUAUUUCCAUUACAGACUCAAUAUCGACAUCUGCAUCUGCAUCUGGAUCUGGAUCUGGAUCAUCGGGUUUGGACGAAUAUAGCUCAGAAUACGAGGACCACGGAGAAGUAAAACCCAUUCACAUUAAGAAAAAGUAUCAAAGUCCCAAGGACAAAUUACAUUCGAAAAUUUUACAAAAUAGAACCCAAUCUGCUGCUCCGUUUGAAUCACUAGCAUCUGCACAAGGAUCAACCGAUUUUGAAAUAGAAGGAAUGGGAUUGAAAACACACGCUGCAUCUAAUAUUAGUACUAGUGUGAAUGCUAGUGCUAGAGGUAGUGCUAGUACAAUGAGCAACUCAUCGCCACACAAGUUGACGCCAGAAGAAUUGGACUCUAGAGUUGUGCUUGGCUCACCCGUCAAGAAAAAGACGUACAAUUCAAUUGACAAUAGUAGUAUUAAGUCGGUCACUUCAAGAUUGAGCAGAAGAAGUAAAAAAAGAAAUGAAGAUGUAAAGCUGAACAAUACAUUUGUCACUGCAGCAACACCAGAAGAAGAAGAAGAAGAAGAAGAAGAAGAAGAAGACAAAGACACAGAGAAAAUAGACUCAAAUGGAAGCAUCAGCAUUCAUUCUGCAAUGGAAGAAACUAAAGAUGCUAGAGUUGAUCAGUAUCUUUCAGAUCAAAACGACAAGUUUAAUAAGUUAAUUUCGAAUAACAUCGAUGUAGUGUUAAACCCACAGCAAGUUCAGGCGCAGAAAACACAAGCAUCAUUUGUUGAGUUGGCCAAAAGCCCCACGCCUAACCAAGUAUUACUCAAGAUGGCAUAUGAGAAUAAGGGAGCAAUUGCCUCCUCUAUAUUCAAGUAUGGUGCAGCACUGGUUAAAUCGAGGUUGCCACAUAUCCCAUUUUUCAAUGACAAGACAACGCAAAUGGAAGUGGCGGGAGAGGAAGGAGAAGAAGAUGAAGAUGUUGAGGAAAAUGGUUUAGCAAUGGGGUAUUUGAAUGCAGAGAGUGAGACUGAUUUCGAUAGUGAUACUGCUCCUCAAACGGCCAAAGAGCUGCUUGGCAGUCCUUUGGGUUCGCCACGGGCUACUCAUGGUAAUCAAAUGGUUGGGUAUAAUACUUGUACAAAGAAGUUGAGUCUGCAACUGCGGCAAAAUAGAAUUGACCAACGUGAUUUUGACAAGUUGGUUAGCAAUUUGGAUGAUGAGGUUAAGAUUGAUAUUUUUUUGGAUUCGCUAGAUGAAAACACAAAGAUGAAUUUGUACCAGCUGUUGCAAAAGGAUUUGGAUUUGUUUGAUGCGCAUUCCUCGUCGAGUGUUAAGAAUGUUUAUUAUGAUCAUAAUAUUUCAACGGUGGACAAGGUGCAGAUAUUUGUUAUUAUUUCUGUCAAGUUGUUUAUGACUGGAGUCAAGUUGUUUAUUCCAAUUACAAAGUACUUGCUUCACAAGUUUCAGAAUAAUGAAUUGUUUAUUUUCAAUCUGAAGAAUUUGAAUAGGUUGAUUGACUCUGUGCUCAAGUUUAUGAGUUAUUUGGAUGUCAAGCUCAAUAGUAACGAAGAUUUUAUUGAAAAGGUUGCGCAACACGAUUAUAUAAAGGCCGAGCAAGAUUUUGAAGAUUUGUAUCAAGACUUUACCAAUCGUACACGAGACUAUUUGAAGCCUAGUGCUAUUAAGGAUCGGUUUCUUGCCAAGGACGAUCAUCUCAAGAGAGGAGUGUAUGAUUAUUUGAUUGGAAAUGCUUCUGAGUCUUUGUCUUUGAGAGAGAAGAACUACCAAGAUGAUCCGCAAUAUGCAAUGUAUUACUCGGGAAGUAGUAGUGGGUAUAAUAAUAAUAAUAAUAAUAGUGGUGGUGGUCCUGGUGGUCCUGGUGCCGGUAGUGGUAAUGAUCCUAAUGCUGCAGCAUCUCAAAGUGGUGUGUUUUUAGAAAAGAGAAGUCGAGCAAAUAAUACUGGUGGAUCGAAGAAGCCAAGCGAUGUUUCGUUUAUGGAUGUAGCUGAUCGAUUUAUUGAGCAGCUAGAUGCAGGAGUAUAA